AUGGAUUGCUCUAUCCUAUUCGCAUCUGUGUUUGGGGGAGCGUGUUUUCGGAAUCAAAGUCAGUUCAAUGAAGCACUCCGCUCUUUUGAAUUGGAAACAGGCACUCAAUACCUAAAGACUUCUCGUCAACCCCAUCGUGAGGGCACAGUUGAGAAAACCCUCUUCGACUUCAAACACGCCCAAUUUGCGUGUGCGAAGUAUGGAGCUGGUAUUAGGCGUGGACCCAGAAAACAGUCCCCCACCGGUUGUACUGCAAAAUUCACAGCCUCUAGUACAGGAGGGUCUCUGAGAGUUCUAAAGUUUGAUAUGCUACAUAAUCAUCCCCCAGAGGCUGUCACGGAGAACUUUAAAUCGUCCAUUGCGACAGACGGUGCUUUAUGCUGUGAAACAUUUAACGCCGUUACUACGGGAGCCGAUGACGAGCCUGUCGUGGCUGACCUGACGAAGGAAUUCUUGCAAACAUUUGAAAAUCGCUUCUUCGACUCAUUUCAGGAUCUUUUGAGUCACAUGAACUCUUUUAUGAAGGCAACUGGCAGUAACUACGUUAUGAGAAAUACUGUUCGAUUCUCCAAAGACUACCCAAAUGCAGAUAAACUAGUUUAUAGAUCAGUGGCGUUUGAGUGUUAUCAUUUUGGCACGUACACGAGUUAUGCUACUAUCCGACGUAAACAAAGGACCGUAAAAAUAGGAUGUCGAUCAAAGAUCUACUUCUGUUGCAAGGGGGAUCGGUUGCAAGUCGGCAGCUAUCAAAUCAAGCAUAACCACGAAGUUAGUCCCAAAAAUGGCGCUGGCGAACUAAAAAUUCCGGUUGGCAAAAGCCGCAGGAGGAAUAAUGCGCAGCUGGACUGCAAAUCAUCUGCUAAGAGGGUUUCGCCAACUGGACACGAGGGUGGAUACGACAUUACUGAAGCCUCUGAAAACGGCAAUUUCGGCCACUCCUCCAGGCUUGAUGAUAAGGACAACCAUUGGGUCGAUGCAUCCGGCCUCGAUCUCUAUCCGUCCCUAGCCGACAGUUGUGAUGCGUCUCCACGGCGUGCAAAUAGGAUUCCGGCGGCUAUCUUGUUCCCACAAUUGGACUUUUCACUCGAAAAUCUCAAGUCUCUUGCCUCUUCAGGUGGAACAGCUAGACUUUUCUCUUGUGUACAGGACUUGAACGCACUAGAGAAUAAAUGGAGGCGAGAGUUUGAGCAAGAUCCGUCCGAGGGUAUGGAGGUACCGUUUAGUGUUUCAGACGCCUUUCCUAAUGAUGACACGGAAGAUACUCCACCCAGGAAGCGUCCUGUCAUAUUUUCUUCAUCCAGGCGCACCCGGGACUUUUCGCCUUUAGAUAUCCCUCAGCCUCCAGAUCUGGAGCAAUCGGAAGCAGAAUACGCAAAUCGAUCUUGGUUUUACGACUGA
This is a messenger RNA of Hydatigera taeniaeformis, 1398 nucleotides long. The record is from the annotation of a GenBank genome assembly. Lineage: Eukaryota; Metazoa; Platyhelminthes; Cestoda; Cyclophyllidea; Taeniidae.